Molecule: messenger RNA, 2226 nt
Organism: Chaetomium strumarium
Lineage: Eukaryota; Fungi; Ascomycota; Sordariomycetes; Sordariales; Chaetomiaceae
Exons: 1
Coding region: 372-1937 (521 amino acids)
Molecular function (GO): glycosyltransferase activity
Source: RefSeq, a predicted model, not a curated record
CCCAGACCAAACAAUCCACACACGUUCCCUUUUCUUUGGAGAGCUCGUCGUCGACCUCAAUUUGAACCGCCCGGGUGUGGCUAGCGGCAUGUCGACCUGAGACCAUGGCAUUCACACAAAGCUUACACCUUCCCUGCGGCGGACCUCGGGGUUUGGUCAUGCGGCACAGAUGCCACGCAGGAUCACGUUCAAACACCAAAUUGCCAACAAUGCUGACCGGAGUUGAUCGUGAGAGUAGACACCGCGCAUCUUGGCCACUCUACUCUUGAACACCCGAGGGAGCGGCACAGGUCUGCACUUGCGAUGUGCUUUGUCUUCUGGCUACGGCCGUACUCGCAUCAGAUUAAGUCCAUAAUUCUUCUCCCAACACCAUGGGGUCUGCUCCCGUGGCGAUGUUCCCGGAUUCGCUCCGGGGAAAGCGGAUCCUGCUAUGCACCGAGUCGCUCGGACCCGUCAACGGCGUUUCCAGGACGACAUUGAUGCUCGUCAACCACCUCAGGGCCAACGGGGCCGACGUUGUUGCGGUUGCUCCUCACACCCGCGAAACCACCUUCGCCCCCAAGCCCAAGGACGGCGCUGGAGCCGGACAAAACGUCGAGAUCAGGAUCCGCGGCUAUCCGCUGCCCUUCAACCCCGAACUCUCCGUCGUCUACCCCGUCAGGCUCUCCACGCUAUACAAGAGAGCCUUCGGAGGCGAACCGCCAGACCUGAUCUACCUAGCAUCCCCGGCCUCGCUGGGAUUCCAGGUCAUGCUACAGCUCCGGCAGCGGCCAGCGGAGAAGCAGGUUCCCGUCGUAUGCAACUUCCAGACCGAUCUGGCCGGGUACUGCGCCAUCCUCUUCCCGCCGCCCUUCAGCAACCUGGCCGUGCUCGCGUUCGCCGCCGUGCAGAGCUUCCUGUUCAACCACCGCAGCGUUAAGACCAUCUUCUACCCCAGCCGCUUUGUGCGUCGCUAUCUGGAGCAGCGGCGCGUGCGCGGCGACAAGCUGGAGGUCCUGCAGCGAGGCGUCGACACGGAGCUAUUCCAUCCCGCGCGGAGGAGCGACGCCCUCAGAAAGGAGAUCGCGCCGGGCGGGGAGAUCAUCCUGAUCUGUGUGUCCCGGCUGGCCGGGGAAAAGGGGUUCGGGUUCCUCGCGGACGUUGCCAAGGAACUUGAUGCGCGCCGGUUGCGGUUCAAGCUCUACAUUGUGGGUGGGAACCGAAACGCGGCGGUCGAGACGGGGGUCAAGGAUUCCUUUGCGGCGCUGGCCGAGCAAGGCAAGGUCAUCUUCGCCGGCUUCCGCACCGGCGAGCCUCUUGCUGUGGCAUACGCCUCGGCUGACAUCUUCUUGCACUGCUCGGUCACCGAGACCUUCGGGCUUGUGGUGCUCGAGUCCAUGGCCAGCGGCGUGCCCGUCGUGGCCCGGGACGAAGGCGGGCCGAGUGACACGGUGCGUGACGGGGAGACCGGGUACCUCACGCCGCCCGCCGACAUGGCCGCCUUUGCGGACAAGGUCAUGGUUCUGGCGAAUGAUGCCGUUCUACGCAAAAGGAUGAGCGAUAAUGCGCGUAGGCAGGCCGAGGAGGCGACCUGGGAUAGGAUUAAUAACAAAGUCGCUUGGCGUAUGGCUGAGACUAUUGAUCAGCACCAGCGGGAGAGGGGCGAGGUGCGGGCGGGCGUCAAGGGUGCGCCUCCAUGCUUGCCGCAGGUCGAGGACGACAGACGGGCAGCGGCGAGCAUGCCCGUCCUGGAGUGGCUGGUGCCGCGGGAUGUGGUCAGGGCGAGGAUGGCUGAUGCACGGCUCGCCAGGGGCAUGGCGGCCAUCUUUGCGACGUGGGUGGCGGUGGGAAUGUAUUUGGUCUUUAUCAAGGUAAGCUUGUGGGUCAAGACGAGAGCGAGAGAGGCUUCCCUGAGUCUUCCGAUUUCGCGUAAUCACAGUGCUCGCCUUCGCGCGUAGAUUAGCUGAACGCACGUAGGGUUCCGAUCAGGCUGUGAUGCGACAAUGAUGUGAGUUGAAGCGCAAUGUUGCUCUUAUUAGUGGCCCGGAUAUGGGUCCUUGCGAUGACCGCUGUUGGAAUAUAUCCCCGGAGAAGGACUAUCUCUAUCCUUUAGUUUAUCAUCACGGAUGCCAGAUUCUCUCUCGGUCAGAGGUCUGAUUUGAUAUGUACAGACUAUAAGUAUUUUACCUCUCCACGGGCACGGUGCAUUCCUCCACGUCAGGGGGUUGUCCUUGGUCUGCCCUAUCC